AGAACUGAAGACACUGCGUAUCGCCCAGUGUUCCCUCACACAGCCAUUGCAGGGCACAGAGAGCCAAGCAGAGAUCUUUAGAUUCUGUCAAGAUGGGGAAAGAUCCAACCAAGCCAAGGGGGAAAAUGUCCUCCUAUGCCUAUUUUGUCCAGACCUGUCGGGAGGAGCAUAAGAAAAAACAUCCAGAAGCGUCCGUCAACUUUGCGGAGUUCUCCAAGAAGUGCUCAGAGCGGUGGAAGACCAUGUCUGCCAAGGAGAAGGGCAAGUUUGAGGACCUUGCCAAGCAGGACAAGGCUAGAUAUGAGAGGGAAAUGAGGAACUAUGUUCCACCCAGGGGAGAGAAAAAGAAGCAGUUUAAGGACCCCAAUGCCCCAAAGAGACCUCCAUCUGCCUUCUUCAUUUUCUGUGCUGAGUUUCGCCCCAAGGUCAAAGGUGAGAGCCCUGGCCUGUCCAUUGGAGAUGUUGCUAAAAGGCUGGGUGAGAUGUGGAACGGCACCCCAGCAGAGGACAAGCAGCCCUAUGAGAGCAAGGCUGCUAAACUGAAGGAGAAAUACAAAAAGGACAUGGCAGCAUACCGCUCCAAGGGCAAAGUGGGCGGCGGGCCACCUGCAAAAGCUCAGGCCAAAGCAGAGAAAAAAGAGGAUGAUGAUGAUGACGACGAUGAUGAUGAUGACGACGAUGAUGAUGAUGACGACGAUGAUGAUGAUGACGAGUAGAUAAGUUGCAUUUAGUGCUCAUUUUCUUGUUUAUAAAGCAUUUAACCCCCUUGUACACACUUCACAUACUGACACAAAUUUAGUUGGUAUUUGGAAAAAUGUUCAAAAAAGGUUGUGUAUAUCGGUUGUUUUUAUGCUGUACAGUUUUUUUUUCUUUUUCUUUUUUGUAUAGUUAACACUACUAAAGUUAUCGUGUCUGUAUCUUCUGCCAGUCUUAUUUUUCCAGUGGUAGUUCCCAGACCACUAUCCCACCUGGUACACCGUAAUAGGGGUGGGCGUACAGUAUUUACCGUAGCUAGAAGUGCAGAGCACAUAAAAUCUUCUUGAUAGAUUUGAGUGUUUUUUUUUUCCUCCUUUCGUGUGUUUUUUUAUGACAUGUUAUCAAAUUGACGUAUCAAAAGUUGUUUAACUGUUCUUUGAGUACCACUGUAACUGCAAAAAUAAGAAAAAGCCUUGUUUAUUGUUGAAACUUCAAUUGCUUCUGAUGUCAAUAAACAUUUUUUUU
This is a messenger RNA of Lampris incognitus (smalleye Pacific opah), 1221 nucleotides long. It is a transcript of the gene hmgb1a, whose product is annotated as high mobility group box 1a. Gene Ontology annotation, molecular function: DNA binding, bending. The record is from RefSeq and is a predicted model, not a curated record. Bases 93 to 716 code for a protein of 207 amino acids. Gene Ontology annotation, cellular component: nucleus. NCBI's taxonomy places the organism in Eukaryota, Metazoa, Chordata, Actinopteri, Lampriformes, Lampridae. The transcript has 5 exons. Gene Ontology annotation, biological process: regulation of transcription by RNA polymerase II.